ACCAGUGGUGAGCUUCUUCCUCCCUUCGACAACUCAAGAAAGCAAGCUUAGACUUAGCUAGCGAGCGAGCGACAAGCUCAAAACUUCGCAAACCUCACCGUAAUUCCCAUUGUUCUAAUUUGCUUCAUAUAAGCACCUGAUCGGUCACAGCAAGUAUAAUCGAUGGCCACAAUCUCUUCUUGCCCGAACCUCCCCGCCGUCAACCACCGCCGGCCGACGAUCCUCUUCCAGCAGCCUCCGACCGGGCGCCGGUGGCUCAUUAGCGCAGCACAGAACAGCGCUUCUUCGGCCGGAUCAAGGCGCGAGCUGCAGCAGCGCCGUGGUCGUUCGAGUCAUGUCGCCAGCUCGGCGGUGUCAACCGACCCGCCGACGUCCGUGGUCGGCGACAUGGAGCGCGGCUCUCUGGCGGAGAAGUCGGGGCGUUCCGACGGGCAGCUGACCGCGCGGUGGCGGGAGAUCCACGGCAGCAACAACUGGGAGGGGCUUCUGGACCCCAUCGACACGGUGCUCCGCGGUGAGCUCAUCCGGUACGGCGAGUUCGCACAGGCGUGCUACGACGCCUUCGACUACGACCGCUUCUCCCGCUACUGCGGCAGCUGCAGGUACCCGGCGCAGACCUUCUUCCAGGGCGUCGGCCUCGAUGGCGUGGGCUACGAGGUGUCCCGCUACCUGUACGCCACCUCCAGCGUGAAGGUGCCCAACUUCAACAACCAGAAGCACAAGUCUGCCGACUCCAAGCUGUGGAGUGAGACGGCCACCUUCAUCGGCUUCGUGGCAGUGUCCACCGACGAGGAGACGGCGCGCAUCGGCCGGCGGGACAUCGCCGUGGCCUGGCGCGGCACGGUGACCCGGCUGGAGUGGGUGGCCGACCUGACGGCGACCCCGAAGCCGGUGAGCGAGUUUGGGAUCCCGUGCCCUGACCCCAGCGUGAAGGUGGAGUCAGGGUUCGCGGAGCUGUACACGGGCAAGGACGUGGAGUGCCGCUGGUGCCGGUACUCGGCGCGGCAGCAGGUGCUGGCCGAGGUGCGGAAGCUGGUGGAGCUGUACCACGGCAGGGGCGAGGAGGUGAGCGUGACGGUCACGGGGCACAGCCUGGGCAGCGCACUGGCGAUGCUGAGCGCCUUCGACAUCGCGGAGACCGGCGCGAACGCGUCGUCCGACGGCAAGAGAGCGCCCGUCUGCGUCUUCUCCUACUCGGGCCCGCGCGUGGGGAACACCAAGUUCAAGGACCGGUUCGAGCAGGAGCUGGGCGUGCGCGCGCUGCGCAUCCUGAACGUCCACGACACUGUGCCCAAGGUGCCCGGCGUGUUCUACGUCUUCGACGAGAAGACAUUCCCGGAGUGGGCGCUGCGGUCGAUCGACUCGCUGGGGUUGGGGGCCGUGUACGUGCACCUGGGCGUGGAGCUGGCGCUGGACCACAAGGUGUCUACGUUCCUCAAGGACACGCUCGACCCGGCAUGCUACCACAACCUCGAGGCGCACCUGCACCUGCUCGACGGCUACCAGGGCCGCGACCAGGGGUUCCAGCUCUGCGGCAGGGACCCGGCGCUGGUGAACAAGGCGGCGGACUUCCUCCUGGACGAGCACAUGGUGCCGCCCGUGUGGCGACAGGACGAGAACAAGGGCAUGGUCAGGACGGAGGACGGGCGGUGGGUGCUGCCGCCGCGCCAGAGGGAGGUCGACGACCACCCGGAGGACACCGACCAUCACCUCGAUCAGCUCGGACUCACCGCCAACUGAUGCAUGCGUCCGUGUUCGUGGUGUAGUGCACUAUAUACUACACGUAGAGAGCUACAAUAUAAUUGACAAGCAUGCCUUGUUGGUAUCAAGGCCGAUCUAUGCCAACUGAUGCAGGCUCUAGUUGUACUGUACUUGCACGGUAAGUUAAUACUCAGUGUACAACAACAGCAUGGAUUUCAAUCAAUAAGCUACUGUGGUAGUACAUGAAUCA
This is a messenger RNA of Phragmites australis (common reed), 1951 nucleotides long. Its product is annotated as phospholipase A1-Igamma1, chloroplastic-like. Gene Ontology annotation, biological process: lipid metabolic process. The transcript has a single exon. Gene Ontology annotation, molecular function: glycerophospholipase activity. Bases 163 to 1740 code for a protein of 525 amino acids. The record is from RefSeq and is a predicted model, not a curated record. NCBI's taxonomy places the organism in Eukaryota, Viridiplantae, Streptophyta, Magnoliopsida, Poales, Poaceae.